Molecule: messenger RNA, 1212 nt
Organism: Schizosaccharomyces osmophilus
Lineage: Eukaryota; Fungi; Ascomycota; Schizosaccharomycetes; Schizosaccharomycetales; Schizosaccharomycetaceae
Gene: rpt6
Product: 19S proteasome base subcomplex ATPase subunit Rpt6
Exons: 3
Coding region: 1-1212 (403 amino acids)
Biological process (GO): proteasome-mediated ubiquitin-dependent protein catabolic process
Cellular component (GO): proteasome regulatory particle, base subcomplex
Molecular function (GO): ATP hydrolysis activity; proteasome-activating activity; ATP binding
Source: RefSeq, a predicted model, not a curated record
AUGACGGAAGUUCUGACUUCCAAUGUCUUGGAAAGCAAUGAAAACAUAGUACAGUACUAUACACAAAAAAUCCAAAAUGCCGAGUUGAAUAUCCUUAAUAAAACCCAGAACCUCCGACGAUUAGAAGCUCAGAGAAACGGAUUGAAUGCUAGAGUUCGUUUGUUGAGAGAAGAAAUCCAACUUUUACAAGAACCAGGAAGUUAUGUUGGGGAAGUAAUCAAAACGAUGGGCAAAAACAAAGUGUUAGUUAAGGUGAAUCCUGAGGGUAAAUAUGUCGUUGACGUGAGUCCCGAUGUUGAUAUCAAGGAUAUUAAGCCUAAUAUUCGUGUUGCCUUGAGGAAUGAUUCUUACCAAUUAAUUAAAAUACUUCCAAAUAGAGUUGAUCCUUUGGUUUCUUUAAUGAUGGUCGAGAAAAUUCCUGACUCUACUUAUGAAAUGGUUGGUGGAUUAGAAACACAAAUCAAAGAGAUUAAGGAAGUAAUUGAGUUGCCUGUUAAGCAUCCGGAGUUAUUUGAAAGCUUGGGUAUUCCACAACCCAAAGGUAUUCUUUUGUACGGUCCUCCUGGUACAGGAAAGACUUUACUUGCUAGAGCCGUUGCACACCACACUGAUUGCAGGUUUAUUCGUGUGAGUGGUUCUGAAUUGGUACAGAAGUAUAUUGGUGAAGGUAGUCGUAUGGUUCGGGAACUUUUCGUUAUGGCUCGUGAACAUGCUCCGUCAAUUAUUUUUAUGGAUGAAAUUGAUUCUAUUGGUUCUUCACGAUCAGACGCAGGUGGCGGUAGUGGUGAUAGCGAAGUUCAAAGAACUAUGCUUGAAUUGUUGAACCAACUUGAUGGUUUCGAGUCUACCAAAAAUAUUAAAGUAAUCAUGGCUACAAAUCGGAUUGAUAUUUUGGAUCCCGCUCUUUUAAGACCUGGCCGUAUCGAUCGAAAAAUCGAAUUUCCUCCUCCAUCUAACGAAGCUCGAGCCGAAAUUUUGAGAAUCCAUUCUCGUUCUAUGAAUCUUACUCGUGGAAUUAACUUGUUGAGUAUUGCAGAAAAGAUGAACGGAGCAAGUGGUGCUGAGCUGAAAGGUGUCUGUACAGAAGCUGGUAUGUUUGCUUUACGUGAACGACGUGUACAUGUUACUCAAGAAGAUUUCGAGCUUGCCGUCGUAAAGGUUCUUAACAAGGGAGAAUCUGGAGAGAUGAGUUUGCAAAAACUAUUCAAGUAA